GAUUUGGGCACUAAUUAUUCUAUCUUUUUAAGGUUAGAUAUUCUCAAAUUGAUGGUGGGUCUAACUAGUUGAUUCCAUUUAUUCAUUUCAGAGAGGGAGAUGGAGAGAACAAAGAAACCCCAUGUAUUGGUAAUUCCCUACCCAACUCAAGGCCAUGUAAACCCUAUGCUCCAAUUCUCCAACACCUUAUCCUCCAAAGGAAUUCAUACCACGGUGGCUCUCACCACCUUCAUCUUCAAUACUUUCAAACCAUCGACGACUACCUCGUUCGAGUGGGACACCAUCUCUGAUGGCUUCGACGACACCGGGUUCACUGGAGCGAGAAAUAUCGACGACUAUCUCUUUCAAAUCAAAACAAACGGCACCAAAACCCUAAUAGACCUCAUACGCCGCCACCAAAGCUCCGAUCACCCAAUCCACGGCAUCGUGUACGACUCGUUCAUGCCUUGGGCCCUCGACGUCGCCAAGGGCUUCGGCCUUAUGGCGGCGGCAUUCUUCACUCAGCCUUGUUCCGUCAACUUUAUUUACUAUUGUUCGCACGUGGGGUUGCUGAGUCUGCCCUCAUCGCCGGUGACUAUCCCGGGGCUGCCGUCCUUCUUCUCAGCUCCUGAUUGCUACCCACAGUAUUUCCAAUUGGUGUUGAAUCAGUGGUCCAACAGAGAGGGAGCUGAUUGGAUCCUAGUCAACUCUAUCCAUGAAUUUGAGGCUGAGGAAGGAGACGAAAUAUUGAAAAUUGGUCCAACACUAACAAUAGGGCCAACCAUUCCAUCUUUCUACCUAGGGAAUCCUAUUGAAAACGACAAGAAAUACGAGUUGAAUCUCUUCAAAGUCGGGGCAGAUGAGGCAUAUUUAACAAGAACAUGGCUAGAAUCCAAACCAAACAGAUCGGUUGUUUACGUGUCAUUUGGCAGCAUGGCCAACUUAAGUAUAACUCAAAUGGCAGAGUUUGCUAGUGGAUUAGUCGAAAGUAACUACUACUUCAUCGGGGUGAUUAGGGUAUCGGAAGAAGAAAAACUUCCUAAAGGCUUCGGGCCCGAAAAGGGACUAACAUUGAAUUGGUGCUCCCAUCUAGAAAUGCUUUUGAAUAAAGCAAUUGGUUGCUUCUUCACGCACUGUGGUUGGAACUCGACGCUCGAGGCCUUGUGCUUGGGAGUGCCGAUGUUGGGCAUGCCGCAGUGGACCGAUCAGCCAACGAUCGCUAAGUAUGUGAAGGAUGUUUGGAAGGUGGGCGUGAGAGUGAAGGUGGGUGAGGAUGGGAUUGUGAGGAAGGAUGAGAUUAAAGCUUGUAUAGAGGCAGUGAUGGAGGGAGAUAGAGAUAGAUCCAUUGAAUUCAAACAAAAUGCUUUGAAAUGGAAACAGCUUGGCUUGAAAGCUCUUCAACAAGGUGGCAGUUCUAUGAAGAACAUUGAUCAACUCGUUUCCAGCUUGAGGGAGAAGACAUCAGCUGAUUAUAGAUUUUUAAUUAUGUUUAUGUCUUUGUCAUUCAACAUUGGUGUCCAAAAUGUAUUUAUAUUAUUAUGCAUGUAGUUGAAAACAAUUUGGUUGGAAAAUACAAUACGAAGUCAUCAUUAGUUCAUGCAA
Molecule: messenger RNA, 1581 nt
Organism: Cucurbita maxima (winter squash)
Lineage: Eukaryota; Viridiplantae; Streptophyta; Magnoliopsida; Cucurbitales; Cucurbitaceae
Product: UDP-glycosyltransferase 74F2-like
Exons: 2
Coding region: 100-1527 (475 amino acids)
Molecular function (GO): UDP-glycosyltransferase activity
Source: RefSeq, a predicted model, not a curated record